This is a messenger RNA of Nymphaea colorata (pocket water lily), 690 nucleotides long. RefSeq names its product NDR1/HIN1-like protein 3. The transcript has a single exon. NCBI's taxonomy places the organism in Eukaryota, Viridiplantae, Streptophyta, Magnoliopsida, Nymphaeales, Nymphaeaceae. Gene Ontology annotation, biological process: defense response to other organism. Bases 1 to 690 code for a protein of 229 amino acids. The record is from RefSeq and is a predicted model, not a curated record.
AUGCCUGGUCCCAAGGAAGGUCAUUUGCCGGGGGGAUAUGCCGGCACUCCGCAAGGCACUCGGCCCCUUCCGCCCUACCGCCGCCCCCACCGCGGUCGCGCCUGCUGCGGAAUCUGCCUCCUCCUCAAGGUCUUGAUCAAGAUCAUCGUCGCCAUCGUCAUCGUCCUGGCGAUUGCCGCCCUCGUCGUCUGGCUGGUUCUCAGACCGACUAAUUUGGUGUUCUACGCCGAAAACGCCUAUGUGACAAGUUUCAAUCUCACCAACGCUGGCAUUCUCACUUACGAUCUCAAGAUGGACAUGAGUCUGAGAAACCCCAACAAGAAAGUUGGGGUUUACUAUGAGGAUGUAGAGGUACUGGCUUUCUAUGGUGGGCAGAGAUUUGGGUGGAUCAAUCUUCCGAGUUUCUACCAGGGGCACAAGAACACCACCAUGAUCUACCCUGCUUUCGGUGGAAAACCUACGAUGAUUUCUGAGGGCUCGGUUGGCAACGAGUUCAACAGAGAUAGUGUGAAGCAAUUGUAUCAUAUUGUAGUGAAGUUGAAGACCAACAUGAAGUUCAAGGUUGGGAGCCUCAAGACGAACAAGUUUUCCGCCAGAAUUGUUUGUGAUUUGUUGGUUCCAUUGGCUGCAACUAAUUCAUCUGGUGAAGUUGGUUUUAGCAGAACCAAGUGUGAUCUUCACGUUCUGUAA